AUGUCUUCGCUGUCAGACUCCACCUUGCGCAAAAAGAUAGGACAACUGUUUGCCGUCGGUUUCCAUGGUCUUACGCCGAGCUCUGAAAUCAAGACUUUGAUCAGAGAGUAUGGCCUCGGAGCCAUUGUCUUAUUCAAGCGCAACAUCCAGGAUGCUGCGCAGCUACAGGUACUUUUUCUUUCUACGUUCUAUCUGACUCCCAUUGAAGAAGCCAAGAACGCGGGCCACGAGCACCCUUUGUUCAUUGGAAUUGAUCAAGAGAAUGGACUGGUCACGCGAAUCACGCCGCCGAUUGCAGCCCAGCAACCAGGCCAGAUGGCCCUUGGCGCCACGCAGUCUAUCGAGAACGCGUAUGAAGUCGGGAAGUCUACGGGGGAGAUGCUCAGCUUCUUCGGUGUUAACAUGAACUAUGCGCCGGACUGCGAUAUCAAUUCCGAGCCCCUGAAUCCCGUAAUUGGCGUCCGUAGUCCAGGGGAUGAUCCGAGUUUGGUCGGUCGCAUUUCACUUGCAACAGCCAGUGGGCUUCGGGAUAGCGGCGUUGUGCCUACGGUGAAGCAUUUCCCGGGCCACGGAGAUACGGCUGUUGAUUCUCACCAUGGACUUCCAGUUAUUGCCAAGUCGCGGAGCGAGCUUGAAAGAUGUGAACUGAUUCCUUUCAGGCGUGCAGUGGCGCAUGGUAUUGAGGCCGUGAUGACAGCCCAUAUCGCUCUGCCGAAGAUUAAUAGUAGUCUCGAAUUAAAAGGUUUGCCGGCAACGCUUUCUGCGGAUGCACUAGGUAUUCUGCGGAAUGAUAUGAAAUAUGAUGGAGUAAUCAUCACUGACUGCUUGGAGAUGGACGGCAUUCGUGCAACGUAUGGCACUGUCGAGGGUUCUCUGAUGUCCCUGAAAGCAGGCAGUGAUAGCGUGAUGAUUUGCCACACUUAUGACGUGCAAGUCAAGUCCAUUGAGAGAGUCAUGCAAGCAGUAAAAUUCGGCGACCUAUCGCAGUCAAGAAUUGAUGAGGCCUUUCGUCGGGUCAAAGCUCUCAAACAGAAAUUCCUCACCUGGGAGCAUGCAUUGCGCACAACAACGGCAGAUCUGUCACUGACAAAUCUAGCUACUAUGAAUGAGAGACAUGAAAAUUGUGCAAAGAAGGUUUACUCCAAAUCUACCACAGUCGUGAGAAACGAUUUGAAUACCCUGCCAAUCUCACCGGGCACUUCUAAAGUGCUCCUACUUACUCCGGGUGGGAGAGUCCCUGUCGGAGGAGCUGUUGACGAGAGCGGAUCCAAACACCGGACAUAUCUCGAUGUACUGAAAGAAAAUACCGGAGACAAAACAUCUUCAUCCGUGACUGAAAUACUCUAUCCAGAUACGGGAUUCCUAUCAGACGAGCACUGGCAGGUUAUCAAGGAAGAGGCCGACAUAGUCAUCCUAGCCACUAGAAACGCGAAAGAAGCAAAAGAACAGCGAAAAUUGGCCCUGCAGCUGGUCAAGACCCGGCAUGACCUGAUCGUGAUUGCUGCUUGCAAUCCAUAUGAUUUUCUCGAUGACGUAGACUUAUUCAAAACUUAUAUUGCGAUCUAUGAGCCUACCGUGGAAGCAUUCGCAUCUGCUGUUGAUAUCAUAUAUGGAAAAGCAACUUCCAAGGGGAAAUUGCCAGUUGCAUCGAAAUCGGACCUGAAGCCAAACGACAAUUACGAGAUCAAAGCUUAUAAUCCGUCCGAAAAGGAUGCCAUGAUCGAAGGCAUCACGAAGGUGUGGAAGGCGGCUCUUCCAGACUACAAGCUGCAGAAGGAGGAUCUGGCGAAGGUGAUUGACCAGUCGCAUGGACAGCAUUUUAUCGCCCAAGAAAAAAGAGAAAAUGGAGGCACCAUUGUCGGAUUCAUCUUGGCAUACAAAGCAGUCAAGCGCGGGAAACAAUCAGCACACAUUGCUGCCCUCGCUGUCGACCCCGCAAAGCAGGGUAAAGGAAUUGGCAGUAAACUCCUAGCCGACGCACGAGAAUACCUCUACGAACAGCACGGGAUCAAGAAUGUGCCACUGCGAAGCUAUUUCCCCCGUUUCUGGCCCGGACUACCGGCUGACUUGCCGCGUGCAACGCGACAGUUCUUCGUCAAUCGCGGAUAUCGACUGACUGAUAGCAAUGGUGGGAGCAUAGCUAGAUUAGAUGUGAAGCUGAGCGCAGAUCUUUACCAGGAUAUCAGGAACUUCAAGUCGCCGCAGAGAUACCUCGAAAGAGCAGCAGCGGCUAAAGUUACUUACAAGGCUAUUACACCGGAGACUUUUGCGGACUGUCUAUCUGGGCAGAAAAGAAAUUUCACCCAUUACACGGGCUGGGUCGAGACGUACAUUGCGCUCAAUCCCGAGGACCACCCGUUCGGCAUCAUGGCGGCAUUUGACGAGAACCACGGAUCCCAAAUCGGAUGGACGCUAAUGCUAUCUCCAGAAGACGACUAUGUAGCUCGAAACUGGGCGUUUCCGCCACUGGCAGGAGGUGGGAAGCAUCUGCUCAAGACGGGUGUUAUCGGGUGUGUGGGCGUGGACGAAGCGCAUCGUGGCCGUGGUGUAGGUCUUGCGAUGCUGUGUCAUGCUAUUGAAGAUAUGCGACGGAGGGGUGUGGAAGCGGUUUUUAUUGAUUCUACGAAUAAGGUGGAUUGGUAUGCGAAGGUGGGCUUUUCAAAGUGGAAGGAAUACUUUGUGGCUGAGAUUUGA
Messenger RNA from Talaromyces atroroseus, 2694 nucleotides. RefSeq lists its product as hypothetical. The record is from RefSeq and is a predicted model, not a curated record. Gene Ontology annotation, biological process: carbohydrate metabolic process; peptidoglycan turnover. Bases 1 to 2694 code for a protein of 897 amino acids. Gene Ontology annotation, molecular function: hydrolase activity, hydrolyzing O-glycosyl compounds; acyltransferase activity, transferring groups other than amino-acyl groups. Lineage: Eukaryota; Fungi; Ascomycota; Eurotiomycetes; Eurotiales; Trichocomaceae. The transcript is spliced from 4 exons.